Messenger RNA from Nicotiana tabacum (common tobacco), 591 nucleotides. Its product is annotated as zinc-finger homeodomain protein 14-like. Gene Ontology annotation, molecular function: transcription cis-regulatory region binding; DNA-binding transcription factor activity. Gene Ontology annotation, biological process: regulation of developmental process; regulation of DNA-templated transcription. The record is from RefSeq and is a predicted model, not a curated record. Gene Ontology annotation, cellular component: nucleus. NCBI's taxonomy places the organism in Eukaryota, Viridiplantae, Streptophyta, Magnoliopsida, Solanales, Solanaceae.
AUGGCUUCCAACAGCAAACACUUUCUUGUGAAGCAGAAGUACUAUGAGUGCAAGCAUAAUUAUGCAGCAAGUACCAUGGGCUAUGCACUUGAUGGUUGUCGUGAGUUUUGUCCAAAUGGUGCUCCAGAGUCUUUGAUCUGCGCGCCUUGCCUUUGCCAUCGAAGCUUCCACAGAAAAAUGGAGGUGGAGCUUCCUAUCCUCUCUAAUACUCACCAUAGGCAUGGUACUUCCCUUGUUAUUGUUGUUCCACCAACCCCAACAUCUCAACAACGGUCAAGAAUUCAUCCUCAUCAAAAGUACGACGAGAACAACAACGUUGCUGCCACGUCCCCACCACAGGGAGCGGAGACGACGGAGAUGGGCGGAGGAGAGAUAGAAGUAGUUGAGCAGAUGAGCAUCAAAAGAAAGAGGAUUAACUCAGAGCAAAAGGAAAGAGUGAAGGCUUUUGCAGAGAAGAUAGGGUGGAGGAGGUGGACAAAGUACAAUAAAGAAGUGAAAACCUUUUGUGCAGAGAUUGGAAUCACUCCCUAUUUCUUGAAGAAUUGGAUUGACAACAACAGACGCAGAUUUGGUCCUAAAAAAACCAUCUAG